Trichosurus vulpecula (common brushtail) is the source of this 3709-nucleotide messenger RNA. Its product is annotated as A-kinase anchor protein 17B. The coding region runs from base 361 to 3186 and encodes 941 amino acids. Lineage: Eukaryota; Metazoa; Chordata; Mammalia; Diprotodontia; Phalangeridae. The record is from RefSeq and is a predicted model, not a curated record. The transcript is spliced from 7 exons. Gene Ontology annotation, molecular function: RNA binding.
GCGGGAGCGGGAGCCCCAAGGGCGCCUGCCCUUGGCCUUGGCCGAACCGGGAGCCAGCGUGAGUUAAAGUUUGAGAGGCAUCAGGCUGGGCUGACCCUCUGCAGAAUUCUUUUCCUUGGCCGUUGAAGCUCUCACUGCUUCUGAAGAAGACUGAAGCUUAAUGUGAAUCAUAGCAGCCAAAAGAGCUCCCAUGAUCUCAAGCUGCACAGUGUGGUGAACAGUUACACACUGACUGUCCUGGGCAGACCACAUGCACCAUAUUUUAGGAAGGAUCUGAUAAGCCGAUGAGUAUCCAGAGGAGCCAACCGUGAUAAGGAAGGGCCUCAAGAGCAUGUUAUAAGAGGGAGCAUUGAGGACACAAUGACUGUCAGCAUAGUUUACGAUAACUCUGAGGCCAUGGAGCUGUGUGCAGCUCAGAACCUGUAUCUGAAGCCUAUAGCCAGACUGACCAUCAAGGUGAUGCUGCCCGAAGAUCUCACAUACACUAGAUCAUUUUCCAACUGGGAGAUACUAGACCAGCUGAAGAAUCUCAUUUGCCCAGAUCAGUUUAGCACUGUCCGAUUUUCAAAGAGCACCAAGGACUUCAUUCGAUUUGAGGGCGAGGCAGAGACCAGAAGUCUGGUUCAGAUCCUGAAGGCAAAACUGCAUGGGAAGAUCAUUAGGCUGAAUGGAUUGAAAAACGGCUUGAAAAUAGUGGCCACAGAUGCCUGGCUAGACUUCCCAUCCCAGCAAGAGUGGGAAGUGGCCUCCCAGAAAAACAAGGCAGCAAGUGAUGAGCUUCUUAAACAAAACCUUAAUGAGAGCCCCGAUUCCAUCUACUUUCAGGGGUUGCCCUGCAAGUGGUUUGCAUCCAAGGGCUCCAGUGGGAAAAAGCCAUGUGAAGAGAUCCUCAGGGUGGUGUUUGAAAGCUUCGGGAAAAUAAAGAACAUCGAUAUUCCCAUGCUUGAUCCUUACCAAGAAGUGAUGGCCACUGGCACCCUCAGCCAUUGUACCUUAGGCAGCCUUCCGACCUUUGAAGCCUUCAUCCAGUAUCAAGAGUAUGCUGACUUUGUCAAAGCCAUGGAAUCUCUGAGGGGAAUGAAGCUGAUGCUCAAGGGGGAAGAUGGGAAAGCCCUGGCCUGCAACAUCAAGGUUAUGUUUGAUACAACCCAGCACUUCAGUGAGGGAGCUAUAAGGAAAAGAAACCAGGAAAGGUUAAAAUUACAAGAGCUGGAACAGGAAAGAAUAAGAGAAAAGAAGCGAGAAGAAGCAGAAAGGAAACGGAAAGAUGAUGAGAAGAAGCUCCAAGAGAAGAAAAGGAAAACCAAGAUCAAAAGAAAAGAACAGAAGCAGAAACCAAAGGAGGAGAAGCGCCCGAAAAAGAGAGCUAAAGCUGAGGACUGUGGAAAAGUUAACAACCAGGAGGUGGAGAACCCUAAAGCCAAAGAAGCUUGCAUUCCAGAGUGUGAGGUGAAGACAUUGAAGAAGGAGGAGCCAAACCCUCCAAAUCGUCUAUGCCAAGAGGCAAAGAAGAAAAUGUCUAAGAAAAAGUCUGUCAAGUAUGAAAGAACCCUAAUCCCCCAAACCAAGAAGAGGAAUGACUUAUCUGAAUCUUCUUGCCAUUCGGAGAAAACCCUUCUAGAUGACUCAAAUGAAGGAAAAGGCACUGACAGAUUAAUACCUGACACACGCCAGCACAGUUUUGCUCACUCAAACUCCUUACAGAUUACAAUUAAGCAGGACUUGACCCAGGCAGUCCAGUCUGUUGAAGAAGAAGACUACGACGAAGAAGACUACGACGAAAAAGAAGACUACGACGAAAAAGAAGACUACGACGAAGAAGAAGACUACAAUGAAGAAGAAGACUACGAUGAAGAAGAAGACUACGAUGAAGAAGAAGACUACGACGAAGAAGAAGACUACGAUGAAGAAGAAGAAGAUUGGCAUGUAUGGAAUAAAUCCUCUCCACCCAAGGUCUAUAAAGAAACCCAUGCCAGAAGACAGAAAAUCUAUGAAACUGAUGAAUUUAUUCACUACUUGUUAAAUUACUAUCAUCCUCCAAAAUAUGCUCGUAUUUAUGAAGACCCAAAGAGUCCCGCGGGCAAAUAUCGGUGGCACAGGGAGGUCCAUGCCAAUGGAAAUGGGUUUCUGAUCACCUUGCACCGGUCAGACCAUCACGUCAUGCAAAAUGGGCAAAAGGUCGGUUGGGCCCCAAAGGAUGAUCAGCAGUGGAAGCUUGCCUAUCAGGAGUUAGAGCCCAGACCAAGAGAGGCUAUAAACAUAAACUAUGCUGAAGAGUUCGCAAAGCCAGUUAAACAUCAUUACAUAGACCCAAGCAAUGAAGUUGCUGAUCUUGUGUCUAAUGUGGGUGGACAGCAGUGCCUUUGGCAGAACUCCUAUAUUAGCCCUGUCAAAGACUCCAGGCUUAGGAGUAAGAGAAAGAGUUCUUCCCAAUCCAAGUUUGCUGGCUUCUCUCAUGAGGUAACAGACUACUUAGAAGAGAUUAGUAGUGAUUCUGAUUGCUUUAAUGAGACAUUGAGUGAAGAGAGUGGGCAGCAAAGCCCUUUUCCAAAUGUAGGCCGCUUGGUGAAGGUGAUGGAGCCAGGCAGUCCAGAUUACUACAGUGAAAUUAUCGCCUUUGAUCAAGAAAAGAAAUGCAGCCAUUGUGGCAUGUGCCCAAAGUUAAAACCCAGCAGCUUGACAAAGCCCCUUAGAUCCAAGCUUAAGAAACCAGUUAAGAGGUCCAGGAAUGAAUUAAAAUGCCCAGAGCCCAAAGGUGAAUGUGAAACCAAUGGAGUUGAGAAGAAUACCAGAAAAAAGAAGAAAAAGCUCCUUGUGGAAGACACACUUGAUGAAUACAACUGCCCUGCACCAGACCCCAGCAGCUUACGGUCCUUCAAAAAACCCGAGAAGAAACGGAGCAAAACCAUGGAAUUCAAAAUGAAAUGUAAAGCUUCUUGUGUGCCAAUAGCAUCUUCACAAAAUGUUGAUGUCCCUCAGUUCCAAGAGUUUUCUGAAGAUAUGAGUGAUCCUUGGCAGAAGCUGAAAUCUGAUCCAGUCAUAGGCACCUCCAACAGAUAUGUUAAGUGGAAAGACCGAACCCUGAAUUCCAGUGGUUGUCUCACCAGCUGUGACAGUCCAGAUCCUUUUGCCUCUGAAAAUGGUUUUGAAAAGAGAGCUUCAGUCUUUAAAUUGAAGAGUUUCUGAAAGCCGCUGAGCUCAGACACCCAAUUUCUGUCUUAAUGGUAAAUGAUUUGAGAAGAGAAAAUCAAAAAAACACAAAGCAAGACCUUAGGAAUUCAUCAGCUAGAUAGCAAGAUGUCACUUAAAAUUUUAGUUGUGGCCAAUUAACCCCUCAUCUCUAGUAUAGCUCAUACAUUGUGAUGACAGCAGGUAUGUUAGUAAGGCUUGGGGAGAUUUGUAAAAUGUGCUUGCAGAUCACUGCUGGCUAAGAGUGAGCAGUCCAGUAGUUUAAUUGAACCUUCAAUAGAGCGUCCAGCACGGUGCAAAUAUAACCUGCAGAGUAAGGAAGCAUCCUUAGCCACAUUUUCUUUGCUCUUCCCCGGUUGUUACCCAAAACAACAGCUGUGAAUAGUGGGGAUCUUUUUCUGUUUUCUCUCAUUUUGGUCAAAAGUGAUCUAUGCUGCAAGAAGCAUGAUGUUUGCCUUUAGUAGGGGUUCCUAGCCUUUUUGUGUCUUGGACCCCUUUGACAUCAGUCUGGUGAAGCCCA